Kogia breviceps (pygmy sperm whale) is the source of this 2334-nucleotide messenger RNA. NCBI's taxonomy places the organism in Eukaryota, Metazoa, Chordata, Mammalia, Artiodactyla, Physeteridae. The record is from RefSeq and is a predicted model, not a curated record.
AUGGAGCUGGGGAAGGCCCCUCGGCCUGAGUGCCCUUGGUGGUUUCGAUUUUGCACAUCUGCUAGCUAUGUGAAUUGUGCUGAUAACAAUACCAUUUAUGAAGGAUCCCUGCUUCUUCCAAAGACCCCACAGCACUGUCCUGGAAAAAGCUACCAGGGGAGUGACUUAUCAGGAGUCCCAGGUGUUGGAAGAGGUUCUGCCCCGGUUUUCUGGGCGUGGACGAGCGAGCUGGGUUGGAAAUGGCUGUGGUCCGACUUGGCGGGGACUGACCCUGUCCUCAGAUUCUGCCUCCGCGAGCCUCAUUUCGGCGCCACGGUGGCUUUUCAACCUGCCCCCCAGGCCCGCUGUCCGGGACUUAAGAUGGGGAGCCUCCUGGGGACGGGAUGCCUGGGGGUGGCGUCGCGUCUUUGUUUUGACCGGGGGCUGGGGGGUUGGUGCGCGGGGCGGCCGUCUCCUCCCUCAGGCACCGCCGUGAGGGCCGCGGGCCCCGCGCACAGGUGUCGCCACUGCCCCGGCGUCCCGCCCGCGGCGCGCCGCUUCCUGAGCGCGCCCCGCCCUGCGGCUCAGCCCCGCGGCGCAGGCGACGGAGGGCCAGGUGCCGCUGCAGCCUGCCCGCCCGCCCGCCCGCCCGCCCGCCCGCCUGCCUGCCCGGCCCUCUCCCGCCGCCCGCCACAUGCAGGCCGCCGCCGCCCUCCCGGAGGAGAUCCUUUGGCUCCUGGAAGGCGUCUCCACCUUCCACUUAGCCUCCAGGCUUCUAAGCAAGUUCAGGCCGCGUUCAUGGUCCCCGAGCCGCCGUGCUGGCCUUCAAGCUGUCCCUUUCUCCUCGGGACGCCCUGUGUCUAUAGGUUUCGCUCUCGUCCCUCUCCCGCCCUGACUCCGUCUGUCCAGCUCGCACGCCCCACUUUUGAAGUCAGAAGCACAAGAGAUACUGAGGAGUUCCUGGGAGAAGUUUUGCGGAAUGAGAACCUCAGUGCUGGUGCAAGGGACAGCAGAGACCAUAUUCUACGGGGCUUGCAGCAAAUCAAAGCUAGGUACUUUUGGAAUUUUCACCCCCAAGGAGGAGACGAAGCUGAAAAUUACCUUGGACAGGACAGCUCGGAUGAUAAUCACAGUGGAACUCAUGGUCCUUCUCUCACAUCAGAUGCACCUUUUUUGUCAGAUUAUCCGGAUAAGGGAAUGGAAGACAUCACAAGAGGAGCUCAAGAGCUUGAUAAUAUCAUCAAGCAAGGAUACUUAGAGAAGAAAAGCAAAGAUCAUAGUUUCUUUGGAUCAGAGUGGCAGAAGCGGUGGUGUGUUGUCAGCAGAGGCCUCUUCUACUACUAUGCUAAUGAGAAAAGCAAGCAGCCCAAAGGGACCUUUCUCAUUAAGGGCUACAGUGUACGGAUGGCCCCCUACCUGCGAAAAGAUGCCAAGAAAGAAUCCUGCUUUGAGCUGACCUCCCAGGAUAGGCGCAGCUAUGAGUUUACAGCUUCUAAUCCAGCUGAUGCCAGAGACUGGGUGGAUCAAAUAAGUUUCUUGUUAAAGGACCUGAGCUCCUUAACCAUUCCAUGUGAAGAGGAGGAGGAAGAGGAGGAAGAAGGGGAGAAAGAGGAAGAGGAAGAGACAUAUGAUGAUAUCGAUGGUUUUGACUCCUCAAAUUCUGGUUCCCAGAGCAGACCCAUUAUCUUGCAUGGGAGCGUGGGGCUCAAAGAGCCCAUGGAGGAGAAAGAAGAAGAUAUUUAUGAAAUCUUACCAGAUGAAGAGCAUGAUCUAGAAGAGGAUGAGAGUGGCACUCAACAAAAAGGAGUGGACUAUGCCAAUUAUUAUCAGGGCCUAUGGGAUUGCCAUGGUGACCAGCCAGAUGAACUGUCCUUCCAACGGGGUGACCUCAUCCGCAUUCUGAGCAAGGAAUAUAACAUGUAUGGCUGGUGGGUUGGAGAACUGAACAGCCUCAUUGGGAUUGUUCCAAAGGAGUAUCUCACCACCGCCUUUGAAGUGGAAGAAAGAUGAAGCCCAGGACACAUAUCCUUCUCUCCACCCUGCCUUUAUGAAGAAACUGAUGAUCAAGAGCUCCCACUCCCUUAUCCCAUCCAGCCCACCAACAUCAUGGGCUCUUCCCUGUACAGAAGAGACCCAAGUCUCUGACACCCACCGUGUAGUAACUGUACACCACCAAUGAGACAAGUGAGAAGAGGCAUCUUCAGCAGACCUGUUACUAAACCUGCCUCCUCAUAGAUGAGCCCAUCUCUAAACAUCUCCACAUACCCACUUCUGCCUUUUCCACCAGCUUGUCACAGAGAAGGUGAGAGAGAGAGAAACCUUUGGAGGAAGAAGUUGCUGGUUGCUUUGGCUGGU